Molecule: messenger RNA, 3914 nt
Organism: Amphibalanus amphitrite
Lineage: Eukaryota; Metazoa; Arthropoda; Thecostraca; Balanomorpha; Balanidae
Exons: 16
Coding region: 277-3258 (993 amino acids)
Source: RefSeq, a predicted model, not a curated record
GGCGCGCUGCCGUCGGCGGCCUUCACGGCGCACCUGCGGCGGCUGGCGGCGCACUGCCGGCCGCUGCGGCUCGUGACGGCGGUGUUUGGCGCGCUGGCCGGUCCGGGGGAGGCUGGGGAGGCCGCGGAGGUGGAGGAUGUGGCCGGGGAGGAGCUGGCCGGUGAGGCGCUGUACACGGUCUACUACCUACUGCAACAGCUGACAGCGACCUCCGGCACCAGCCGCCCGGCGGUGUCUGCAGAGCUUGCGCGGCGGGCCUGUGACGCCGCCCGCCUGAUGACCGUCUGCCCGCUGCCCCCGCGCGUCCCACUGUCCGUGGCUGUGCGCGCCUGCAGCUGCGCCCACACGCUGCUAGUCGAGGUGGCCCGCUCCUCGCCGGCGCCGGCCGCCCUGGCGACGGCGGCGCUGAACCUGCUGAGAGCAGUGACCCCGCUGGGAGAGCGACUCAGUGAAGAGGAGCGCGCCCGCUGGUCGGCCGUGCUCGUGACGUUCUCGGGUAAUCUGGGCGUGGUGAAUAUGCGUGCCGGUCACGACGACGAGGGUAUGGAGGCGCUGAGCACCUUCCUUGAGUGCGCCGCGGCCGCCGCCGACCCCAGCGAAGUCAAGUCGUCGAGCGUGGCGAGCAAGACCCAGCUGCUGGUGGACGCCCAGCGCGGCCGGCAGCAGUUCGAGGCGGCGCUGCGCUGCCUGGCGCGCGCCGUGCCGCUGGCCUCCGACCACCUGCCGCAGCUGCUGACCGCCUGGGCCAAGGUCAAACGGGACGCCGCCAGCCGACAGCAGACAGACUGCAUGAAGGUGACGCUUCCCCAGCUGAUGGCCGAUGUGGGCUCUGACCGGCCUCGGCCCGGCGCCGGCGACUCUGCUCCGAGCACUGCCCGCCUGCUGCACCUGGAGGUCAAACACUACCUCAGCGUCAGCGGUGACCUGAGUGAGGCGGUGCGCGCGGCGCUGGUCCACUACGGUCAGCUGCAGCUCAGCCCGGCGCAGCGCGCCUGGAUGCUGGUCACACGGGCUCAGGUCGGGCUGUGCGGCGCCGAGCAGGCGGCCGACGAGUGCGCAGAGGCGGUCGCCAUGCUCGCGGAAAAGAUCGGUCAGUCGAAGAAGUCUUCUCUGAGGCUGAACCUCUGCAUGGCCAACUACUAUCUGUGUAUCAACCGGAAGAAAGUCGAGAUCCAGGCGGCGAAGCUGUCGCCGCUAACACAGGUCAGCCAGCGGCCGUCCGCGCCUGACGACGAGGUCGACCUGGACGCGUCGUGUACCGUGGUGCCUGACUAUCUGUCCAUCAACCUGGACCGGGAGGCGGCCACCCUGCAGCCCCUGCAGGCCGUCCUCGGACUGGCCGAGAGCCUCUUCGAGACGAAGGGGCCCGAGUCUGAGCUGCACCCGCCCACGGACCUGCUGACGGCGGUGACCGGUGCCGCUCAGAUCUACACGGGACUGGGCUAUCAGCUGCAGGCCGCCAGGGCGUGGAGGGCCGUCUACAGGGCCGGACAGCAGCUGAAAGACACCAACGCCUGCAUCACAGCCGCUUCUGAGCUGCUCCAGUCGAACCUGUGGCCGGAGGAGGAGGACCUGACUCCGGUGGAGGUGGCCGUCAGCGCCUCCUCCGACCGACUGGUCGUCCUCCGCUGGACGCUGGCCAAGGCCUGGGGGCACUACCACCUGCAGCAGGUGUCGUCGGCGCUGCCGCUGCUGGACUCUGUGCUGGAGGACCCGGCACUGCUCACCCGCAGUAUCCCCUAUUUCCGGGUGGCCGCCGAGGCGUACCGGCUGGCCUCUCUGUGCGCCUGCGUACCGUCCAGCCGCGGCACCAACACACUGGAGAUGGCCGGCGUGGCGGCCUUCCACGGCGCCUGCGUCAGCGCCUGGCUGGCGGCCGACAAACCCACCUGUCUGGCGGAGCACCUGUACGCGCUGGGCCUGGUGUUUGACGCCGUCCGUCACGUGGGCGCCGUCCUCACGUGGAUGCACUGCCCGCGCGAGGUGCGCAGCUACGUCCGAGACCAGAUGGAGGCCGCGUACAGAGUGGCCGCAGCGCUCAGGACGGCCGAGUUUCUGUCGCAGCUGAUCGAGGCAGACCUUCUCUGUGAGGACGGCGAGGACACCCAGAUCAAGCUGAACUCACUGCGGCACAUCGUGCUGGACGCUCCGUCCGCGCGGCGUCAGAAGCAGCCGGUCCUGCUGGCCGCCGACACGCCGCCGGCGCCGCCCACGGUGGCGUCCUCGCGGGGCCGGCGGCGCCGCAGUCCAGCGCCACCCGCCGCGCCGGCCGCGCCCGAGCCGCCGCCGCCGCCGCCGCCCGAGAGCGGCCGCGACCUGGCCGUGUCGGUCGGCUCGGUAGGCUCGCCGCUGGGCCGGGACGCGCGCUGGCUGCAGCGCGAGCCGCGCUGCACGUCGCCGCGGCUGCGGCGCGCGCGCUUCAGUGCGCCGGCGCCGCUGAACCACCCGGCCGGCUGCGGGUGCGCGGCGUGCGCCUGUCCGCGCCGCCUGCUGCUGCUCUUCUCGCUCAGCCUGCAGACGGCGCGCGCCGCCGUGGUGCAGGAUGACGUCGACCAGGCGCUGGAGUUUUGCGCAGGGGCCGACGAGUGCUACCCGCUGCUCGAGGAAAAGAUGCGCCGAGCGGCCGUCUCGUGCCUGGGCCAGCUGCGGCCGCGGCAGCUGGACGGCCUCCUGGAGCCGGGCCGGGUGCUGCGCUGCCGCGGACGUCUAGCGCACGCCGCCAUCUGCCUGUGGUUCUCCCGGGCGCGACUGGCGCAGCACGUCAACCGCAAGGCGCUGGGCGUGCUCCAGCAGAGCUCCAGCAGGACCCAGCUGGUAUCGCGGCACAUGUACUUGCUGACAGAAAUUUGGAACCAGAAGCUUCUGAUCGAUAAAGUUUUGAGCGAAGAAGAGGAUGAUGAGUUGGCGACGAUUAGUAGAGGUAUGGACCAGCUGACGACCACCGACAGUCCGGCGGACGAGGAGGUCUCCCCGGGCCGGCGGACUCCCACGCCGGCCGCGCCGCCGGAGCCGCCCGCCGAGCCGCCGCGCCGGCCGGUCAAGCGGGCGGGCCGGGUCCGCACGGUGCCCGCGCCCGUGCCGCCCCCGCCCACACCACCGAGCCCGCGGCUGGUGCGCAGCACGCGCCGCCGGGCGGCCGCCGUGCGCUCCGAGAUCCAGGAGUGUCCGCCGCCGCCGCCAGCGCUGGACGACACGGCUGCGACCCCGGCCAAGGAGCCGGCGCCGCGCGCUACCCGCGCCCGCCGCCGGCCCCGCUGAGCGGCGGGGGGAGACAGGGGACAGCAGACACUGGACAGUGCCGGGAGCGGGCGGCGCUCCGUCACUGCAGAGGUCGGGAGGCUCGGAGACCGAGGUCCGACACUGCGCCCGUGGCUCCGACAGGCUGCGGUCGCCGGUCGGUAGCCGCCGAUUGUGAGGCACUAUAGAGUGGCAAGGCGUCAGGAUCGUACGUCCUAGGAUUGUUCAGUAGCUAGAUCAAAUGUCGUGUCAAGCCAUAUCAGCGGGUACCUGGGUUGAUAUCGAUUCAUAGUUUGUGAUUCGCUGUGCUCUGUACUGCGAUUGAUGAUGUAAUCAUUACGUAAAGCCGAUCAAUAGAUUUUCAAUGUGAGGUCCAACCAGUACAGCGACACUUAUCAAACGUCCUUUCACGCGUUUGGCUUCCUGACGGCCGGUGAACUAGUGCCUUAUCAUCAGCUGUGACCUAGGAUGGUAGGCAUGCUCAUUUACACUAAUGCACACUUUCCAUCUUCCUGUGCCCGUCUAAUCACCAACACAGUGUGAGGUUACCGUAGCAGUACAAAUGAAAUGUGUUCAUUGGUCAUGCCCUGCCGUCCUAUGGCCUGCGUCGUAUGCCCGCAUAGCGAAGGUUGUCAUGUUUUACGUCAGAUGUGCCCGAAAUACACUCAUUAAAACAA